Messenger RNA from Leptosomus discolor (cuckoo roller), 975 nucleotides. The record is from RefSeq and is a predicted model, not a curated record. Lineage: Eukaryota; Metazoa; Chordata; Aves; Leptosomiformes; Leptosomidae.
AUGUACAUACGGGAAGGCAUCUGUGAAAACAUUUCUAACUGCAGUUCGUGUAUUGGUAAUGACACACAUGUAGCAGGCUGCAAGUGGAUCAGAUGUGAAAGGAGUCAAAUGUGUGUAAAUGAAACAGAAGUAGAAUCAAAGUACCACAACUGUACAGCUGAAGAACAGUGUUCUUCUCCUACAGUUGUUCCUCUUCACAAUACUACUUCGUCGUCUUCCAAUACUACUACACCACCUUCCAAUGCUACCACAGCAUCUUCCAAUACUACCACAGCCAGUUCUGCUACCACAGCUCAUACUGCUAUAGCUAACGUCACCAAUGCAACUACACAUGCUCCUCUGCCUACAACUGCCAGGACUUCAGCCACCACAACACCCAGUAUUCCAGGUACAAAUGCUACUGUGACUCCUGCACCUUCUCCACGCAAAUCUACGUUUGAUGCUGCGAGUUUCAUAGGUGGAAUUGUCCUUGUUCUGGGUGUGCAGGCUGUUGUUUUCUUUCUGUACAAAUUCUGCAAGUCGAAAGAUCGAAACUAUCACACACUUUAGGACCUGCCACUUUAUAAUGGACUAGUAGCCCAACACCUGUAGUUCACUGAACCAAAAUAUUUUCUGUUGCUCAUGGAAGACAGCAGUUCAUAAUAUCCUUUAAAUCUCUAAAAGAAGACUUUAAAAGAAUAUUUUUGCAACAUUAUACUUGGCGAGAGGUGAUAUGAAUCUCUUCAACAGGAUUACUUGCAAUAUGCUGCAUGGGUUCAAAUGGCUGUCUUAUUUUCCUUUAGUGGCUGCUGCUGUGGGACUUUUUUUUGAUAUGCCAAAUGUAGACAUUCAGAGAUUCUUAUUCCGUGGCAACACUGUCUUGAGUAGACAAUCUUACGAUGACUUAUUGUGAAGGCUAAUUUAAUCAACAUUUGAUACAGUAUCCCUUCAGUUUUAUCAAGAUGUGAAUUAUUGGUGACCGACUUCAGGGAGUGA